UGUGGAACAGGUCUGAAAGAGGCACAGAGAGCGAGUGUGGGAGAUUCACCUGACGAGAAAACAGAAGUGAGGGAGUCUGUGGCAGAAACAGCCAAUCAGCAGGCUGCAGAGCAGCAGGGGGAGGGGCCAACAGAAAAGGAUCUUGGGCCUGGUCUCCAUGACAACGAGUCUGGAUCAGAGGAUGUGGAGUCCCAGAUACAAGCUGCUGUGCCCCUCCCUCCUCUGGUGGAAGACGACUUUGUUCCAGAUGAUCCUCGAGACAGUCUUAAUCCACACGACGACGACGUCGGCACUAUCGACACGAGCGGAGUUUUAGUUGAGGAUCCUCCACCAGCAGAGAGCACUGCAGUGGAGUCUGGACACUUUGUCACCAGCUCUAAGUUUUCACAGGAAGCAGAGGCUCCUGUUAAACAAGCUGAGAAGGAACCAGAACCACAAACUGACCCAGAACCACAGAGAGAGACACACAAAGAAGCUGAGGGUGUUGCAGGAACAACAGAGACUGAGUCUCAGGACCAACUCAAAGAUAAAGCAAAGAAGAAGAAACCAAAACUGUUGAAUAAGUUGGACAAAACCAUUAAGGCAGAGCUCGAUGCAGCAGAAAAGCUUCGUAAAAAGGGUAAAAUGGAGGAGGCGUUAAAAUCCUUCGAGACCCUGGUGCAGCAGAAUCCUCUGAGCCCACGCGCUCGCUAUGGAAAAGCCCAGGUGGAGGACGACCUGGCGGAGAAGCUGCGGAGUAACGACAUGCUGCAGAGAGCCAUCAACUCCUACAGAGAGGCGGCGGAGCUUCCUGACCCGACCCCUGACCUCCUGAGGGCCGCGCUAAAGAGACGCGCUGAGAGGCAGCAGUUUCUGGGUCGGAUGCGAGGAUCUGUGGCGACGCUGGGGCUGUUGGUUCAGAACUUUCCUGAUGACAUCGGCCUGAAGAACGACCUGGGUGUCGCCUACCUGUUGCUAGGAGACAACAAAGGUGCCAAGAAGGUCUACGAGGAGGUCCUGGCGGUUGCCCCUGACAACGGCUUUGCUAAAGUUCACUACGGUUUCAUCCUGAAAUCUGAAAACAUGAUCGCAGAGAGUAUACCAUACCUGAAGGAAGGUUUGGAGUCCGGUGAACCAGGGACGGACGAUGGACGUUUUUAUUUCCACCUGGGAGACGCAUUGCAGAGAGUCGGAGAUGACAGUGCGUAUCACUGGUACGAGCUGGGUCACAAACGUGGACACUUUGCAUCCGUGUGGCAGAGGUCACUGUACAACGUGGACGGACUGAAGGCUCAGCCCUGGUGGACGCCCAGAGAGACCGGGUACACCGACCUCGUCAAGAUGCUGGAGAGGAACUGGAGGACGAUCAGGGACGAGGCUCUGGCCGUAAUGGACCAGAACACUGGCCUGUUCGUACCUGAGGAGGAAAACCUGAGAGAGAAAGGAGAGUGGGGCCAGUACACACUGUGGCAGCAAGGAAGGAAAGCUGGAAACGUCUGUCAGAACGUCCCCAAGACCUGUGCCAUGAUAGAGAGACAUCCUGAGGCUACAGGCUGCAAGAGAGGACAGAUUAAGUUUUCAGUCAUGCAGCCUGGGACUCAUGUGUGGCCUCACACAGGUCCCACUAACUGCAGACUGAGGAUGCACCUCGGCCUCGUCAUCCCCAAACCAGGCUGCAGGAUCCGCUGCACUGACCAGACCAGGGAGUGGGACGAGGGUAAAGUCCUCAUCUUUGACGACUCUUUCGAACACGAGGUCUGGCAGGACGCCGACAGUUACCGCCUCAUCUUCAUCGUCGACGUCUGGCACCCGGAGCUAACACAGUACCAGCGCCAGACCCUCAGUGCCAUUUAGGCCAGACCAGGACCAAGACCAGGACCUAGACCAGGACGCAGACCAGCACUCAGACCAGUGUGAAUGUGGACCUGCUUCAUUUGUGGAUGAACUACUAAAAACUGCAGAAGAUGAAGGAACAAAGGAUGGAAAUUCAAAUUUCAAUGUGUCUUUUUUUUUUUUUCUGAGACGUACUACUGACUUGACCUUUGACCAGAAAAACUCACAGAACCUGGUUCUGGACCUGGUUUAUGUUUGUAAGGACGUGGAAAUCUUGGUGGGAAGUUUAGUGUCACUUGACAGUUUUUGACUUUUUCUUCAAAGGUACAGGAGUUCCUGAGAGUCCGAGCAUCCUGGCGUCUUGACGUCCUGACGUCCUGGCGUCCUGGUGUCUUGAUGUCCUGGCGUUCUGCUCUGUGGACUCGCAUCACAACAAGAACACUAACAACUGGAGGAAACACUGAGUGAAUGUUUUUUUCCGCUCGAUCACUACACAACUUUAUUUUAACUUUGGUUUUUCUUCACCUUUGCACAUCAACGACCUUAAGAAACAUGGAAAAAAUGAUUUAUAUUUAUAUGAAAAUACAGGAAAAAAUGUGUAAAAAUAAACAGAGUUUGUUUCUUUCUUUUUUCAUCUUUCAGCUUGCGUCGAAAUGAGAAGCCACGACCGCCCUAAAGGGACAGUCCAAGUCCAGGCUCAGCAGUGGUGAACUGGUGUCUCUGUCGUUGUGUCUCAGUCGUCCUGGUUCAGCCACAGACUGUGACCUCUUCAUCAUCAUCUCCUUCUCUCCUCC
Messenger RNA from Solea senegalensis (Senegalese sole), 2606 nucleotides. RefSeq names its product aspartyl/asparaginyl beta-hydroxylase-like. NCBI's taxonomy places the organism in Eukaryota, Metazoa, Chordata, Actinopteri, Pleuronectiformes, Soleidae. Gene Ontology annotation, biological process: peptidyl-aspartic acid hydroxylation. The annotation marks the transcript as partial. Gene Ontology annotation, cellular component: endoplasmic reticulum. Gene Ontology annotation, molecular function: protein binding; peptidyl-aspartic acid 3-dioxygenase activity. The record is from RefSeq and is a predicted model, not a curated record. The transcript is spliced from 23 exons.